Molecule: messenger RNA, 7408 nt
Organism: Sphaerulina musiva SO2202
Lineage: Eukaryota; Fungi; Ascomycota; Dothideomycetes; Mycosphaerellales; Mycosphaerellaceae
Product: P-loop containing nucleoside triphosphate hydrolase protein
Exons: 3
Coding region: 169-4449 (1426 amino acids)
Biological process (GO): transmembrane transport
Cellular component (GO): membrane
Molecular function (GO): ATP binding; ATP hydrolysis activity; ABC-type transporter activity
Source: RefSeq, a predicted model, not a curated record
GCAGACGAUUACUGUUGUUCUCGCAUAGCGGCUUAUUCCUCUCUCGCUUCCUAUUCCCCAAGUCAGCACAGCACAGCACAGCACAGCAAGCGUGUGUGUGUUAGGGGUAAUCCCAAUAUCGUCUCCUACUCAUCUCCAUCUCAACCUCUACCUGCAAAUCCCCUCAUAAUGGUAGUACCCAAGUCCCAAGAAAAACAUUCGCAACACCACAACCACCUCUCCUAUCCACCUCGAAAAUGGUAUCGCAAAAUCCCCUUCAUCCGCGACAUUUCCUCGCAAACUCUCCUCGACGAGAAUGGAAACAAACGCCCAACUCCCGAAAUCACGACAAAUCUCUGGAAUCGAUUAUUUUUCAACUGGCUGAAUGAAUUAAUCGCGUUGGGUUACUCGCGACCGUAUGCGAAAGAAGAAAUUUAUUUAUUGCCGGAAUCGAGCGAUUCGUUGUUGUUUGGUGAGAUGCUGGAUCGAUAUUUGGCGAGAUAUCAACGAGAAAUAAAAGAGGAGGGGGAGGAGGAGGAGGCUGCUGCUUCUCAAAAUCAAAAUGAGAAGAAGAGAAAGAAAAAAUGGUUUCGACCAAACUUCUUAAAUUCUCCUUCCUGGCGCCUAACUCGAGCCAUCAAUUCCACCAUUUUCACAUGGUUCUGGAUCGGCGGCUUAAUCAAACUUCUCGCAGACUCUGCAACAAUUUGUUCUCCUCUCCUCUUACGAGCCAUAGUCCAAUUCCUGACCAAAUCCGAAAAAAAUCGCAAAGCAGGGAAUCCCGAGCCCUCCUUAGGCGAGGGGAUGGGACUCUCCAUUGGUCUGGGAGCUUUACUCGCAUUUGGCGUCAUGGCAAAUGUGCAUGGUUUCUAUCGAGGGUAUACCAGUGGAAUUCUCCUUCGAGGAGCACUCAUUAAUUCUCUCUUUCGUCGAACGGUCGAGUUUUCGCCACUGGAGCGGACGAAAUAUAAUCUCGCUGCGAGCAGAAUUGUCAGUCUGAUUAGCACGGAUGUCAGUCGGAUAGAUUUUGGUCUGGGAUAUUUCUGGUCUUUCUGGACGGGCAUUGUGCAGAUUCUCAUCUGUCUCGGCCUCGCGGUUUCGUCGCUGGGUCCGAGUGCGUUGGUCGGGUUUGGGCUGAUAGCAGUUUUGGUUCCGACGCAAAGUACGAUUGGCAAACAUCUCUUUGUCCUGCGGAAGAGGAGUAUGCCUUUUACGGAUGCUCGUCUCGCUGCGAUCAAUCAAGCGCUCGAGUCGAUUCGGCUGGUGAAGGUGUAUGCUUGGGAAGAGGCCAUUCUGAGCAAAAUCGCCGAGCACAGAUAUGAUGAACUUCGACUGCUUCGUAGUCGGCUGCUUCUACGCGCCUUCAACAUUGCACUUUCGUUCAGUGUUCCUACGCUCGCUGCAGUGGUCGCCUUCGUCACUUACGCAGCUCUGGGCAAUGCACUCGAUGCCGCUGAGAUUUUUUCCACUUUGACCCUUUUCAUGCUCUUGAGAACUCCUCUACAGUUGCUUCCGGUGGCUCUUGGUGCCAUCACAGAUGCAGCCAGUGCCAUUCAACGAGUUUCUGCUGUCCUCGACACCCCAGAACCAGACAGUACCCUUCCCAUCGAUCAUCAAUUGGAAAAUGCUGUCGAACUUGAUUCCGCUUCCUUUUCAUAUCGUAUUCAUGACGAAAUGGAACAUUCGAACAGCGGGAAUGAGAAAGCUCCGCCCGAAGAGCGACAGACUUUCGCACUCGAAAAUCUCACUCUUCACGUCCGACGCGGUGAGCUCCUCGUCAUUGUCGGACCUGUGGGCUCAGGUAAAUCAACGGUCCUGGGCAGCCUUGUUGGCGAGACUCGUUUCGAAGGCGGUCGCGCAGUUCUUGGUUCAGAAGUCGCAUACGCACCACAACGUGCCUGGCUCAAAAGUGCCUCGAUCCGCGAGAACAUCAUCUUCGGCCGUGAAUGGGAUGCGCAACGGUAUCAAGAAGUGCUCGACGCAUGCUCUUUGGCUUCGGAUCUUGCAAUCUUCCCCGAAGGUGACCGCACUGUCAUUGGAGAAAAGGGUCUAUCACUGUCGGGUGGACAAAUCCAGCGUGUGGCUCUUGCACGAACCAUCUACAAGCCCAGCCGUCUGUUACUUUUGGAUGAUGUCUUCUCCGCUCUGGAUGCUCGAGUACAAGCAUUCGUGUUUCAAAAGGUUGUCCUGGAGCGAGAUCCAGGCACAGCUCUCGUCCUGGUCACUCACUCAUUACACCUUUUGCGCCACGCAGACCGAGUAUGUUGUCUGUCUGAUGGGAAGAUUGUAGAAAUCGGAUCUUUCCCCGAGCUGAUGCAGAAGCCAAACGGCGAGAUGAGAAGACUUGUUGAAGAUUUUGCAAGCCAGUCAGUUGCCGAGUCACAACGCGAGAAAGAGCGCAUAGCCAAGGAGGAGGCCGCACGAAUUGCCAAAGGCGAGGCUGUCAACAGCGGCGAGGUGGCUGACACGAAGGAGAUUGAUACAAGCAAGCCUAUCGUACCUGACACCGAUACAGUCAGUCGAGAGAAGCCCAUUCCCGCUCCCGACCAGAAUAACACCAGCGGUAAAGCCAUCAUGCAGACCGAAGAACGAUUCGUGGGAUCGGUGACAUGGCGCACAUAUGUCGAAUACAUACGAAGAGGCAAGCCCACAGUGACCUUGACUCUGUUCGCCAUCUCCGUGCUCGUCUUCCAGGGUGGCAGCAUACUCAGUCCUCUGUGGUUGCAGUGGUGGCAAGAAGACAAGUACACCAACAUCGAUUCUGGUGUAUACAUGGGCGUAUAUGCAGCGCUGGGCAUUGCUCAAGCGAUUGGGCUCCUGUGUAUGUCUGCCUCGUUCGGCUUCUUCAUCUUCUACAGCGCAAGCCAGAUCCACGCCAAUGCCGCACGCAGUGUCCUCUUCGCGCCCAUCUCGUUCUUUGACACGACACCACUGGGGAGGAUCAUUGCUCGCUUUAGCAAGGACACGGAUUCCAUAGACAACGUCAUUGGAGAGGCGUUUCGAAUGCUGUUGAGUACGACUGCACAAGUCGUGGGUGCUGUGGUACUGAUCUCGAUGCUCUUGCCAUGGUUCUUGCUUGCAGUCUUCGUCAUUCUGUGCAUGUUCAUUGUCCUAGGCAUGUACUAUCGUCCAUCGGCGAGAGAGCUCAGACGACUGGACGCUCUGUUACGGAGCCCCAUCUACGAGCACAUUACGGAGUCCUUGGCAGGCAUCACGGUCAUUCGGUCCCUGGGGGCACUCAAAACCACAGUCGACCGCAAUACCAGCAACAUCAACACAGAAAAUGCACCCUAUUGGCUGUCUGUCGCUUGCCAACGUUGGUUCAGCGUUCGCCUCGACCUACUUGGGGUCUGUCUGGUUCUACUUGUAGGCAUCAUUGUCGUCGCGAGUCGUGAUACAUUGUCUGCAUCACAGGGCGGCCUUGCUUUGAGCUAUAUUGUGACAGUGCAGAGUGUUUUUGGCUACAUGAUCCGCCAGUCAUCUGAGAUUGAGAACAAUAUGAACGCGAUAGAGCGUCUGCUCUUUUACUCAACCCAGGUGCCUCAAGAACCUCCGCAUACGCAGAGAGACGACCAACAGCUUGCGAGCCAGCGAUGGCCGACUCAUGGCGCCAUUGAGAUGGAAGAUGUGGUGUUUACACAUCGAAAGGGUCUGCCACCUUCUCUCAGAGGCGUCAACAUCGCGAUUCCUGCUGGCAGCCGGGUAGCGCUUGUCGGUCGCACAGGAUCCGGCAAAAGCACUAUGCUCGCGGCGCUGGUGAGGAUGGGCGAGGUGACGAAUGGGAAGAUCCUCAUCGAUGGAGUAGACGUCAGCACCAUUGGCCUCAAUUUAUUACGAAACAAGAUCGCAUUCAUGCCACAAGAAGCAGCUCUCCUGAAUGGGACCCUGCGAUACAACCUCGAUCCAUUCGGUGAGCACGACGACGCGGACCUAUGGCGUGUGAUUCACCAGGUGGGACUGGCUUUCACUGCAGCGAACGACUCGGAGAGCUCCACAGAAAAUCUCACCAAGAGUGAUGAUGUGAUUGACGAGAAGGAAAGGAGGUAUUUCAACAGUGGAGCAGCUCAGCACCAUCUGUCUCUGGACACGAUGAUCGUUGCUGAGCGCGGGAACUUGUCCUCUGGUCAACGUGCUCUAAUAUCGCUUGCACGUGCAUUGAUCAAGGAGGCGUCGAUCUUUGUGUUCGACGAGGCAACAGCAGCCAUGGAUAUGGAAUCCGACCACCAUGUCCAGCAAGUCCUCCGAGCUAAUCUCAGAGGCAAGACAACCAUCAUCGUGGCUCAUCGCCUGGACUCCGUCAUUGGCAGUUCGGACAUCAUUUUCGUCAUGGAAGAUGGCAAAGUAGCUCAGGCUGGUCCACCGCUCGAGCUGUAUCGCGAAGGCAGCGGGCUGUUUCACACGCUCUGUGCCAAUGCGGGAAUAUGUGAUGAUGAUAUUGUAGCAGCAUAUGAGCGAUUUCAUAGCGACUAAGCAAUCUAUAGCGAUCCCAGUGGUCUUGUGAUCUGAUCCCGUCGAAGCACAGUACAGAGCAUUCACCUAUGGGACCGAAGGCAGUGCGAGCAUUCACGUGAGCCCGGAUGUAGUCGUCCACUUCCCGAAGCCCAACGGCGCCCGUAGUGACAGCACGGCCUUGGUAUUCCGCGCAAGCAGGUCGUCGGACUUGGCGUGGUUGCAUUUCCUCUCGGGGCUCGCUCUUAUCACGACCACGUCGACGGGCGGACCAGCGCUAAUGCGGCGGCUUCACAUAUCCCUGCCCUGGUUCACUCAGCGCUUGUUAGCGUCGCAGGGCAAUAGAACUAAUGCAGGCCCCAUAAUAGUUCCAACCACCAUGCAACGUUCUCCUCAACUUCAAUCAAUCGAUCAGAUGAUCAGAUAAAAAUCCUCCUGCUUCGGCCGCUAGAUGUCCAGGGUCUGCAUAUCUAAUCUGAUGAAAAUUCUGAUCGUUUCUCUUGGCGCUAUGUCGACAGAGGCACGGCACGGCACCCGGGUCCCCUCAUUAUCCCCUCCUCGCAGGUCUUCAGAAGUUGCAUAGGUACCUUAGUUGUGAUCGUCCAGGAAUCCAGCAAUCCAGCACUCUUUUGCUUCCAGCAACAUGCCACUGACCAAUGCCGUUCCGUACGACUUUCCGAGCUCAGCGAGCAAUGGGCAGACAAACAUGUCAUCGAAUGGAUUCUACGAGGCAAUGAGUGGUGUCGAACAAGCAACGGACGCUUCCAAAUCGACCAGCUCUCUCCUGGAACGUGCUGGAGAUGACGAGCUCCACGACAUUGUCUGUAUCGGGUUCGGGCCAGCCGCACUUGCAAUUGCGGUUGCUCUCAACGAUGCCAUUGCAGCCAAAGAUCCCAGCUUGAGAACCCUGAGGCCCAAGGUCCGCUUCAUUGAACGCCAGCCGAGCUAUCAAUGGCACCCUGGAAUGCUGCUCGAAGACAGCAAGAUGCAGAUCACCUUCAUGAAAGAUCUCGCGACGCUGAGAAACCCACGAAGCCACUUCACAUUCGUGAAUUAUCUUCAUAACCAGCAACGAUUGGUCCAAUUCACCAAUCUGGGCACAAUGCUCCCCAAGCGACUGGAGUACAAUGACUACAUGCGUUGGUGUGCAAGUGCGUUCGAAGAUGUCGUAGACUAUCAUCGCAGCGCAGGGCGAAUUGACGCUAUAGAGAGCACUUCCUCAAGCGCUGCAGUGCAGGCCUUCCGAGUAGUAUCGACCUGUCACAAGACUGGAAAGACAUCUGAGCUUCGAGCAAAGCAUGUCAUCAUCGCCGUCGGAGGCAAGCCAUAUAUUCCGGAGGCUUUGAGGUUCUCUCACCCACGAAUCAUCCACUCGUCUCAGUACAUGACAGAAGCUGCAAGUCUUUUCCAGAAUGGCCAGCAACCACAACGAAUAGCAGUCGUCGGAGCCGGGCAAAGCGCUGCUGAGAUCUUCUACGAUAUACCAUCGAAGUUUCCCGGUGCGCAAUCAGUCCUGGUGACUCGGCGCUCGGCGCUCAGACCCAGCGAUGACUCUCCCUUCGUGAACGAAGUCUUCGACCCUUCCAGAACGGACGACGUUUUCUCUCAGAGUCCAGAAAUUCGUGCCCAGGCAAUAGCAGCAGAUCGGGCUACAAACUACGGAGUCGUCCGCUUAGACCUUCUCGAGCAUCUGUACUCUGCAUUCUAUACAUACAGAGUGAAGCAUUUGCCCGAAGAGUCCUGGCCACACCGGAUAGCGAAUCAUAGCACGGUGACAGGCGUGCACGCCGCCAAGGCAGGCGAGCGUAGCGUGCUGCGGCUCCAGAUCCAAAAUGAAUCUCAGGCGUACGGCCGCAGCAACAUACCUCAAAAACAAGAGCUGGAUGUCGAUAUGGUGAUUGUGGCGUGCGGGUACGAGCGUAACGUCCACGAAGACCUCAUGCAAGAUCUGCAGGCAAUGAGACCCGAAGCAGACUCAGCGGGUUGGACAGUAAGCAGGAAUUACGCAGUGAAGUUUGCGGACGACGCUCUUGAGUGUGAUCGAGGCAUCUGGCUUCAAGGAUGCAACGAGAAGACGCAUGGCCUGCCCGACUCACUGCUUUCUAUACUCUCGGUGAGGGCGGGAGAAGUGGUAGACAGUAUUCUGGGAGGAGGACCAGACGGCCAGAGGAAGACAAUGGUAGAUAGCGUACUUGGUGCGGCAGGCCAGUAAAUGUACUGCUGCUGCCUAACUUCACUCGUCCAAAGCGGCGUUUGCCAGCGCGUCUGCCGCGCGGUUCCGCUCGCGGCCGACGUACCAGAAACUCACCACUAUACCCCCAUCAUCGCCGUAUUCCAUCUCAUCCAGCGUGUCAUGCAGGUCCCACAGCCUCUCGAAAUGCGCCACUCUCCGGCCGUUCGCCGUGAUGCCAUUAUUUGCAAUCCAGCCUUCCAUCCACUCCGACAUAGCUCUCACCAGAAAAGCGGAAUCGGUAGCAAUCUUGAUAUCACUCAGCUGAAGAUCGUGACUGCAGAUGCUCUGGAGCACCGGAAGCGCGUGUGCAAGCGCUUCAAUCUCCGCUCGGGUGCUUGUUUGCGGCAUGUGAGCAGGCACGAGUCCCCACGUAUUGUAAGGCGAGUUCGGGCCGAAGUAGAUGCCAUAGGCAGCACGUGCAUUCCGGGUGCCAUUGCCGCGACAUGCGCCGUCGAUGUGUAUGACCAUGGUCGAUUCGUCUCUGUAUGGAGCAGACGAACUAUGUGCCUGGAAUCGGAGCUGGGAGACACCUUUUCUUGCGUUGUACACUAUCAGGUUGUUGCGUGGUAUGUGAUAUCGGCCUGGAUCUGCACCAGGUACGAAGAGGCGUCUGAUUUCUUCGCCGUAUUCAUUCUGCAUGUUGCCGUCGGGCUGUGUUGUUUGAUCUGGUGGUCAAUUGAUAUGGAGUGACGAGCUUCUUUGAGCAUCUUUAUGUCACGUCAGAAAGGUGGAAGGAGUGGUGGGUUG